Molecule: messenger RNA, 9119 nt
Organism: Gorilla gorilla gorilla (western lowland gorilla)
Lineage: Eukaryota; Metazoa; Chordata; Mammalia; Primates; Hominidae
Gene: LATS1
Product: large tumor suppressor kinase 1
Exons: 8
Coding region: 2355-5531 (1058 amino acids)
Biological process (GO): positive regulation of apoptotic process; regulation of organ growth; G1/S transition of mitotic cell cycle
Cellular component (GO): spindle pole
Molecular function (GO): protein serine/threonine kinase activity; protein binding; ATP binding
Source: RefSeq, a predicted model, not a curated record
UUUAAUUAAAAAGUAAACUUUAAUGUCAAAAUGCAAACUUGGGGAGGGCAGAAAGAUCACACACAAGGCUGUCACUUCACACUUGGAGGAUUGCACAGUGGCCAGGCAGAGGCGCUCUUCACUUCCCAGACUGUGAGGUGGCUGGGCAGAGGUGCACCUCACUUCCCAGACAGUGCAGAAGUAUGGUAUUAUUUAUACCAAUGGUGAUAUAAAGAUUCUGGCAGUCCACUUCUACUUCCUUGAAUCACUCAUUCUGGUAGCAUCCCAUUAUAUUGUAGGGUUUAUCUUGUUCAAGUUCCUAACUUGGUAUUUCAAAAUUAUUAUCUAGUUUCACUUCAUUCUUUUUUAUCAUUUCAGAAACCCUAACCUACUGUUUUUAUUAGCUAUGCCAAGUUCAAGAUAGUGCCUUUUUUUUUUUUGAGAAUGUUUCUGGUGACCCUGUAAAAUGAAAAGCUCAAAUAUUUCAAGAUUAAUUUUCUCAUAGGAAUAAAUGUUAAAUAGGAUUGAUGCAUUCUUGGAGCACAUAAUACAAUCACUGGGGUAUAUUUUUGCUUAUAAGCAUGAAAAACAAAGGCAUAAUUAUGUGGACAUAUUUUCUUAUCACAUAAGACUUCUGGCUAGGCAUGGUGGCUCACGCCUGUAUCCUAGCACUUUGGGAGGCCAAGGCGGGUGGAUCACUUGAGGCCAGGCAUUCGAGACCAGCCUGGCCAAUAUGGUGAAACUCCGACUCUACAAAAUAUACGAAAAAAAAAAAACAUUAGCUGGGCCUGGUGGCACAUGCCUAUAGUCCCAGCUACUUGGGUGGCUGAGGUAGGAGAAUCAUUACUUGAACCUGGGAGGCGGAGGUUGCAGUGGGCCGAGAUCACACCAUUGCAGUCCAGCCUGGGCGACAGAGUGAGACUCUGCCUCAAAAAAAAAAAAAAAGACUUCUGGCUGGGUGUGAUGGUUCACACUUGUAAUUCCAGUGCUCUGGGAUGCCAAAGCAAGAGGAUUGCUUGAGGCCAGGAGUUCAAGUCCAGCCUGGGCAACAUAGUGAGACCCUGUCUCUACAAAAAAAAGUUAAAAAUCAGCCAGGUGUGGUGGCAUGUUCUUAUAGUCCCCAACCACUUAGGAGGGUGAGGUGGGAGGAUCACUCAAACCCAGGAGAUUGGGACUGCAAUGAGCUGUGGUUGCACCACUGCACUCCAGCCUGGGCAACAGAGCAAUACCCUGUCUCUAAUGGGGAAAAAAAAAAAAAAAAGACUCCCAUUCCAAAGUUACUGAUUUGAGCGUUCUUUUUCACACUGGCACUAAUACCUCCACUUAAUGAAUGCGCUUGGUUGAUGUUUUUACAGCUGUAAGAAAUAUUGUAAAACAUAGCAAUAAAUAUUAAAAUAUAAAGGUUAGCAUGGUAAUCACCAAAAUCACAAGGCUGAAAUUCUAGUGCAUUUAACAAGAAUAUGGGCCAGGUGUGGUGGCUCACACCGGUAAUGCCAGCACUUCAGGAGGCCAAGGUGGGUAGAUCACUUGAGGUCAGGAGUUCGAGACCAACCUGGCCAACAAGGCAAAACCUUUUAUAUAUUUACUAAAAAAUAUAAAUUAGCCAGGCGUGUUUUUGGGCGCCUGUAAAUGCCAGCUUCUCUGGAGGCUGAGGCAAGAGAACUGCUUGAACCCGGGAGGUGGAGAUUGUAGUGAGCUGAGAUCACGCCACUGCACUCCAACCCCAGGCGACAGCGCGUCUCCGUCUCAAAAACAAAAAAAAGAAAAGAAAAAUGAUUCCCACAAUAUUGGAAAAGGGUAGUGGGUGCUAAUUUUCUUACCAAUGGAGGUGUUACUGCUGUGUAAUAAUAGCAUAAAUACAUAUAGAGUUCACUUGACUUAACCAGUUUUAAAAUUAAACACUCCCUGAUGAAUUUUAAUGGGUAAUUUCUAUUUUACAUUUACACAUAUUUGGUUUUAACAAAAAUCUAAAUAAUAAUGCUUUUAGCAAGAUAGUGAUUCAGUUAAUUACGAUUAGCUCAACGUCUUAAAGAUUUCAGAGCCUAGGACUCUUAUGAAUAUCUUAAAUUUUACUUCUUGGUGGCAACAUGCUCUAGCACAGGUGUCAUAUCUGUUGCCUAGGAAACGGGGUCGAGGAAGGACCGGUACCUAGAUAAGGCAGGCAUGGCAAAAUUUUUAUGGCAACCCUUGCUGCUUCCAACAAAAUCAGUAACUUUUUCCAAGAAAGGGAGAAAUGACCUUAGGUAGGCAAUAAGUUCUUACCACAUCCUUUCUUUGGUUGGUCUCACAUUCUUCUCUUAUCAUUUCAUAUAGGAGGAUCAUCUGUCAGUAGCCUGUUCACCCGUUAGUCUUACUAAGCCAUUUCUCAUUUAAAAAUGUCGUUUGAAAUACUGAAUCCUCUAGGACAAGAUAUGGUUAUACAAGCUCUUCAGAAAACUAACAACAGAAGUAUAGAAGCAGCAAUUGAAUUCAUUAGUAAAAUGAGUUACCAAGAUCCUCGACGAGAGCAGAUGGCUGCAGCAGCUGCCAGACCUAUUAAUGCCAGCAUGAAACCAGGGAAUGUGCAACAAUCAGUUAACCGCAAACAGAGCUGGAAAGGUUCUAAAGAAUCCUUAGUUCCUCAGAGGCAUGGCCCGCCACUAGGAGAAAGUGUGGCCUAUCAUUCUGAGAGUCCCAACUCACAGACAGAUGUAGGAAGACCUUUGUCUGGAUCUGGUAUAUCAGCAUUUGUUCAAGCUCACCCUAGCAACGGACAGAGAGUGAACCCCCCACCACCACCUCAAGUAAGGAGUGUUACUCCUCCACCACCUCCAAGAGGCCAGACUCCCCCUCCAAGAGGUACAACUCCACCUCCCCCUUCAUGGGAACCAAACUCUCAAACAAAGCGCUAUUCUGGAAACAUGGAAUACGUAAUCUCCCGAAUCUCUCCUGUCCCACCUGGGGCAUGGCAAGAGGGCUAUCCUCCACCACCUCUCAACACUUCCCCCAUGAAUCCUCCUAAUCAGGGACAGAGAGGCAUUAGUUCUGUUCCUGUUGGCAGACAACCAAUCAUCAUGCAGAGUUCUAGCAAAUUUAACUUUCCAUCAGGGAGACCUGGAAUGCAGAAUGGUACUGGACAAACUGAUUUCAUGAUACACCAAAAUGUUGUCCCUGCUGGCACUGUGAAUCGGCAGCCACCACCUCCAUAUCCUCUGACAGCAGCUAAUGGACAAAGCCCUUCUGCUUUACAAACAGGGGGAUCUGCUGCUCCUUCGUCAUAUACAAAUGGAAAUAUUCCUCAGUCUAUGAUGGUGCCAAACAGAAAUAGUCAUAACAUGGAACUAUAUAACAUUAGUGUACCUGGACUGCAGACAAAUUGGCCUCAGUCAUCUUCUGCUCCAGCCCAGUCAUCCCCGAGCAGUGGGCAUGAAAUCCCUACAUGGCAACCUAACAUACCAGUGAGGUCAAAUUCUUUUAAUAACCCAUUAGGAAAUAGAGCAAGUCACUCUGCUAAUUCUCAGCCUUCUGCUACAACAGUCACUGCAAUUACACCAGCUCCUAUUCAACAGCCUGUGAAAAGUAUGCGUGUAUUAAAACCAGAGCUACAGACUGCUUUAGCACCUACACACCCUUCUUGGAUACCACAGCCAAUUCAAACUGUUCAACCCAGUCCUUUUCCUGAGGGAACCGCUUCAAAUGUGACUGUGAUGCCACCUGUUGCUGAAGCUCCAAACUAUCAAGGACCACCACCACCCUACCCAAAACAUCUGCUGCACCAAAACCCAUCUGUUCCUCCAUACGAGUCAAUCAGUAAGCCUAGCAAAGAGGAUCAGCCAAGCUUGCCCAAGGAAGAUGAGAGUGAAAAGAGUUAUGAAAAUGUUGAUAGUGGGGAUAAAGAAAAGAAACAGAUUACAACUUCACCCAUUACUGUUAGGAAAAACAAGAAAGAUGAAGAGCGAAGGGAAUCUCGUAUUCAAAGUUAUUCUCCUCAAGCAUUUAAAUUCUUUAUGGAGCAACAUGUAGAAAAUGUACUCAAAUCUCAUCAGCAGCGUCUACAUCGUAAAAAACAAUUAGAGAAUGAAAUGAUGCGGGUUGGAUUAUCUCAAGAUGCCCAGGAUCAAAUGAGAAAGAUGCUUUGCCAAAAAGAAUCUAAUUACAUCCGUCUUAAAAGGGCUAAAAUGGACAAGUCUAUGUUUGUGAAGAUAAAGACACUAGGAAUAGGAGCAUUUGGUGAAGUCUGUCUAGCAAGAAAAGUAGAUACUAAGGCUUUGUAUGCAACAAAAACUCUUCGAAAGAAAGAUGUUCUUCUUCGAAAUCAAGUCGCUCAUGUUAAAGCUGAGAGAGAUAUCCUGGCUGAAGCUGACAAUGAAUGGGUAGUUCGUCUAUAUUAUUCAUUCCAAGAUAAGGACAAUUUAUACUUUGUAAUGGACUACAUUCCUGGGGGUGAUAUGAUGAGCCUAUUAAUUAGAAUGGGCAUCUUUCCAGAAAAUCUGGCACGAUUCUACAUAGCAGAACUUACCUGUGCAGUUGAAAGUGUUCAUAAAAUGGGUUUUAUUCAUAGAGAUAUUAAACCUGAUAAUAUUUUGAUUGAUCGUGAUGGUCAUAUUAAAUUGACUGACUUUGGCCUCUGCACUGGCUUCAGAUGGACACACGAUUCUAAGUACUAUCAGAGUGGUGACCAUCCACGGCAAGAUAGCAUGGAUUUCAGUAAUGAAUGGGGGGAUCCCUCAAGCUGUCGAUGUGGAGACAGACUGAAGCCAUUAGAGCGGAGAGCUGCACGUCAGCACCAGCGAUGUCUAGCACAUUCUUUGGUUGGGACUCCCAAUUAUAUUGCACCUGAAGUGUUGCUACGAACAGGAUACACACAGUUGUGUGAUUGGUGGAGUGUUGGUGUUAUUCUUUUUGAAAUGUUGGUGGGACAACCUCCUUUCUUGGCACAGACACCAUUAGAAACACAAAUGAAGCCAGGUGUGGUGGCUCACACCUGUAAUCCCAGCGCUUUGGAAGGCCACAGCAGGAAGAACACUGGAACCCAGGAGUUUGAGAUCGGCCUGGGCAACAUAGUUAUCAACUGGCAAACAUCUCUUCACAUUCCACCACAAGCUAAACUCAGUCCUGAAGCUUCUGAUCUUAUUAUUAAACUUUGCCGAGGACCCGAAGAUCGCUUAGGCAAGAAUGGUGCUGAUGAAAUAAAAGCUCAUCCAUUUUUUAAAACAAUUGAUUUCUCCAGUGACCUGAGACAGCAAUCUGCUUCAUACAUUCCUAAAAUCACACACCCAACAGAUACAUCAAAUUUUGAUCCUGUUGAUCCUGAUAAAUUAUGGAGUGAUGAUAAUGAGGAAGAAAAUGUAAAUGACACUCUCAAUGGAUGGUAUAAAAAUGGAAAGCAUCCUGAACAUGCAUUCUAUGAAUUUACCUUCCGAAGGUUUUUUGAUGACAAUGGCUACCCAUAUAAUUAUCCGAAGCCUAUUGAAUAUGAAUACAUUAAUUCACAAGGCUCAGAGCAGCAGUCGGAUGAAGAUGAUCAAAACACAGGCUCAGAGAUUAAAAAUCGCGAUCUAGUAUAUGUUUAACACACUAGUAAAUAAAUGUAAUGAGGAUUUGUAGAAGGGCCUGAAAUGCGAGGUGUUUUGAGGUUCUGAGAGUAAAAUUAUGCAAAUAUGACAGAGCAAUAUAUGUGUGCUCUGUGUAUAAUAUUUUAUUUUCCUAAAUUAUGGGAAAUCCUUUUAAAAUGUUAAUUUAUUCCAGCCGUUUAAAUCAGUAUUUAGAAAAAAAUUGUUAUAAGGAAAGUAAAUUAUGAACUGAAUAUUAUAGUCAGUUCUUGGUACUUAAAGUACUUAAAAUAAGUAGUGCUUUGUUUAAAAGGAGAAACCUGGUAUCUAUUUGUAUAUAUGCUAAAUAAUUUUAAAAUACAAGAGUUUUUGAAAUUUUUUUGAAAGACAGUUUUUGUUUUAUCUUGCUUUAACCAAAUAUGAAACAUACCCCGUAUUUUACAGAGCUCUUUUUUCCCCUCAUAACCUUGUUUUUGGUAGAAAAUAAGCUAGAGAAAUUAAGCCAUCGUGUUGGUGAGUGUUCCUAGGCUAAUGAUAAUCUGUAUAAUUCACAUCCUGAAACUAAGGAAUACAGGGUUGAAAAAAUAUUAAUAUGUUUGUCAGAAGGAAAAAUAAUGCAUUUAUCUUCCCCCCCCCACCCCCCACCCCCCGCCCCGUGGAAUAUUUAAUCUAUUUAAUCUUCUUGCAUUUAUUUCUCAAGAAUUACUGGCUUUAAAAGAAGCCAAAGCACUACUAGCUUUUUUUCCAUAUUGGUAUUUUUGAUGCUGCUUCCAAUUUUAAAAGGGAACAAAGCUGCCAUAAAUCGAAAUGUUCAAUACUAAAAGCUAAAAUAUUUCUCACCAUCCUAAGCAGAUAAUUAUUUUAAUUUUCAUAUACUUUUCCUGUAUAGUAACUAUUUUGAUUAUAUCAUCAAUGUUACCUGUUUCCUCUUUCAGAACAGUGCUGCAUAUACAGAUUGUUAUUGGCAAAGGAAAAUCUGGCUAUCUGGCAAUAUUUUACCUAAGGGCAGAUUAAUUGGUGAAAAAAUUAACUCUUAAGAUGGCCAUUUAUAAUUAGGAAAGUUUACAGAGUGGUCUUAGUAGAAAAUUCAAGUCCUCCUAAUUUAUUUAAGGUUCAAUAAUGCGUUCAACAUGCCUGUUAUGUAUAACGCUUAGGUUCUAAGGAAGAUUAAGGUUUCAUACCAAAAUACAUGUAGCUUAUCUUUUAGGAAGGGGAAAAAGGCUCUAUUUUGACCAUAGUAAAAUUUGUGUUGUAUUUUAUUUCCUUUUCUUAAGCUCCACUGAUAAGGGAUUGUUUUUAUCAAAAGUUACUAUUUGUAGAUUGGAGGCAUAAUUUUAGUGAUUUUCAUACUUUUAGCUUUCUUCGCAUAAAAGCUAAUUGAAACCAUAUAUGUAGUAAAAUUAAAGGCAGAGCUGUUGCAGUUGAAUUGGAGAGUCAGGGCAAAGAACACUUAUUAGCCCACACUUCCCACCUUUCUACAGGUGGUCCUUUCAGAGCUCAGCCUGAAAACCUACUACUGUGUUAUCAUGGGUCUUUUGGGGUUAGUGGUUCUUUUGAGAAUCUGAAGGAAGCUGUGGACUCUUCCUAGAAAAAAAAAACAACAACACAUACACAUACAAUGUUGCAUGCAGUUUCAAGGGAUUUUGGACAUAUUGAAACCUAUCACAGGCUGUAGGUUAUGGACCUCUGUGCCAUGAGAAAAUUGAUACAUUAAAUGAAGAACUUUGUUUUUAACUUACCAAUCACUACUCAGCACAUCUUAUAUAAGCUGAUAAUUUGUGAUGGAAAAGGUCUGUAGCAUGUGAUACAAGGUGACCUUAUGAAUGCCUCUCUUGCUGGUACGUUAAGUUGUUUUAAUAUAUCAUUUGGAGGGGACUGAAAUGUUAGGCUCAUUACAAGCUUGAUACAGAAAUAUUUCUGAAGGAUUUCUAAUCAGAAUUGUAAAACAAUGUACUAUCAUGAAAUCGCAGUCUUCACCUCAUGGUUCAUGGAACAUUUGGUUAGUCCCAUAAAAUCCUAGCAAAACAAAGUAGUUCAAGAAUUUUUAGGUGGGUACUCACAUUUAUAAGGUAUUCCUCUUACUCUUUGGGCUUUUUCAGUCUGAUUUAUUUAAAUUUUCAUUUAGUUGUUUUACUUUUGGACUAAGGUGCAAUACAGUAGAAAAUAACUUUGUUACAUUUAUGUUGUAGGAAAACUAAGGUGCUGUCUCCUCCCCCUUCCCUUCCCACAAAAUCUGUAUUCCCCCUAUUGCUGAAAUGUAACAGACACUACAAAUUUUGUAUUCUUUUUUUGUUUUUUGUUUUGAGACAGGGUCUCACUCUGUCACCCAGGCUGGAGGGCAGUGGCGCUUCACAGCUCACUGCAUCCUCAACCUUGGGGGCUCACGCAGUCCUCCCGCCUCAGCCUCCCAAGUAGCUGGGCAUGCGCCACCAAGCCCAGCUAAUUUUUGUAUCUUUAGUAGAGAUGGGGUUUCGCCAUGUUGCCCAGGUUGGUGUGGAAUUCCUGGGCUCCAGUUAUAUGCCCACCUCAGCCUCCCAAAGUGCUGGGAUUACAGACGUGACCCACCGCGCCUGGCGCAAAUAUGUAUUCUUUUAAAAUUUCCUCUGAUACUAUAAGCUUUUUGCAUUUAUCUGAAGCAGUAUACAUGCCUUUGGUAUCAGCAAUUUUAACAGUUUGGAUAUACUUAUCAGCUAUCUUAUUCCAAAACUACAUCUACUUCUUCCAGUAUAGAAUCUGGUGCUUCCUGACCAAAAAGAUGAGAAAAACAAUGUUAAAAAUAUAGAUGCUUUCCAUUGAAAUGGAGUGAAAACAUUGGUUCUAUAUGUUUUCUUUUAAAAUAAUUUUCUUAUUAAAAACUUGCUGUCUUUAUUAUACUUACCCUUUUUAUGCAUAUCAAUAGUAUUUAUAAGAUGUGUUCUAUAAUUAUGUAAUUGUAGAUACUGUUAUGUAUUGUCCAGUGACAUCAUAAGGCAGGCCCUACUGCUGUAUCUUUUCUACCUUCUUAUUUGUAAUAGAAACUAUAGAAUGUAUGACUAAAAAGUCACUUUGAGAUUGACUUUUUUAAAAAGUUAUUACCUUCUGCUGUUGCAAAGUGCAAAACUGUGAGUGGAAUUGUUUUAUUCUGACUUAAUGUGUUAGAAAUUAGAGAAUACAGUGGGAGGAUUUUUAGACAUUGCUGCUGCUGUUACCCAAGGUAUUUUAGAUAAAAAAUUUUUAAUAAACAUCCCUUUGGUAUUUAAAGUGGAACAUUUAGCCUGUUCAUUUUAAUCUAAAGCAAAAAGUAAUUUGGGUCAAAAUAUUGGUAUAUUUGUAAAGCGCCUUAAUAUAUCCCUUUGUGGAAGGCACUACACAGUUUACUUUUAUAUUGUAUUGUGUAUAUAAGUAUUUUGUAUUAAAAUUGAAUCAGUGGCAACAUUAAAGUUUUAUAAAAUCAUGCUUUGUUAGAAAAGGAAUUACAGCUUUGCAAUAUAACUAAUUGUUUCGCAUAAUUCUGAAUGUAAUAGAUAUGAAUAAUCAGCCUGUGUUUUUAAUGAACUUAUUUGUAUUUUCCCAAUCAUUUUCUCUAGUGUAAUGUUUGCUGGGAUAAUAAAAAAAAUUCAAAUCUUUCAA